UAGCCCCGCCUCCUUCUCCCGGCCGCGCUGGGAUCCCCGUUCUCUAUGUUGUAGCUGCUCCCGUGUCGCCACAUCCCGGUCGGGCACCCUGGCAUACAGUGAGCGGGCGCAGGUGGCAUGGCUGGAGGCGGGCAGGAGCAGUGACACGGCUGUGCUGCGGCGUCUCGGUGCGGAUCCUUCCCAGUCCAUGGGAGUGCGGAGGACAUCUUCUCUGUACAGUCACCAGCACAAGGCGAAUUAGCUAUUACCGACAGCGGCUCCAGCGAGAAGAAGGCGGCAGCCAUGCCCGCAGUGAGCACCGAGCCCGAGUGUGCCCUCAGCUACCAGAGAUCUGAUGAAGAGGCUGUUGUAGACCAAGGUGGAACCAGCUCCGUCCUUAAUAUUCAUUAUGAAAAAGAAGAGCUCGAAGGGCACAGAACAUUGUAUGUUGGCGUUCGGAUGCCACUGGGUCGACAAAGCCAUAGACAUCAUCGAACUCAUGGACAGAAGCACAGAAAACGAGACCGCAUGAAGGGAGUUAUACAAGAGGAAGGACAUGAUGAGUCUUUAGCACAUGACACACCAUCCCAGAGAGUGCAGUUUAUUCUUGGAACAGAAGAGGAUGAAGAACAUGUGCCCCAUGAGCUGUUUACAGAGCUAGAUGAAAUCUGUGUCAAAGAGGGAGAAGAUGCAGAAUGGAAAGAGACAGCGAGGUGGUUAAAGUUUGAAGAAGACGUAGAAGAUGGAGGAGAGCGCUGGAGUAAACCAUAUGUCGCUACACUCUCUCUUCAUAGUCUGUUUGAACUGAGGAGCUGCAUUAUAAAUGGAAUUGUUCAGCUGGAUAUGCGUGCAAACACCAUAGAAGAAAUAGCAGAUAUGAUCUUGGAUCAGCAUGAUUCGUCUGGGGAAUUAGGAGAUAAUAUUAGGGUAAAAGUAAAAGAAGCACUUUUAAAAAAACAUCACCAUCAAAUUGAGAAGAAACGCAACAAUCUCAUCCCUAUGGUGCGCUCUUUCGCCGAAGUUGGAAAGAAGCAGUCCGAGCCUCAUUUACUAGACAAAAAUACUCUGUCAGUUUCUCCACAGCCCACCCCCUCGACUUUAGAAGUUAAAAAUGGUGCAAACCAUGACAACAGCAGUGCUGUUGAUCUUAGCAAGGUGGAUCUUCAUUUCAUGAAGAAAAUACCUACAGGAGCAGAAGCCUCCAAUGUCCUAGUUGGAGAACUGGAUUUCCUAGAGCGACCGAUCGUAGCCUUUGUCCGUCUGUCCCCAGCAGUUCUUCUUACUGGACUGACAGAAGUCCCUAUCCCCACGAGGUUUUUAUUUAUCUUACUGGGGCCAGUAGGAAAAGCACAACAGUAUCAUGAGAUUGGCCGAUCAAUGGCCACCAUAAUGACAGAUGAGAUUUUCCAUGAUGUUGCUUACAAAGCAAAAGACAGAGGAGACCUGUUAGCUGGGAUUGACGAAUUCUUGGAUCAAGUGACGGUGCUCCCACCGGGAGAAUGGGACCCAUCGAUCAGAAUUGAGCCACCAAAGAAUGUUCCUUCUCAAGAGAAAAGGAAGAUGCCGGGAGUCCCCAAUGGAAAUGUCUGUCAUGUGGAUCCUGAGCCGGAGCCAGAGCAGAGUGGACCUGAACUGCAGCGCACAGGGAGGCUGUUUGGCGGUCUGGUGGUAGACAUAAAAAGAAAAGCUCCUUGGUACUGGAGUGACUACAGGGACGCGCUGAGCUUGCAGUGUGUGGCUUCUUUCCUCUUCUUAUACUGUGCUUGCAUGUCUCCGGUCAUCACAUUUGGGGGUUUGCUUGGAGAAGCUACCGAAGGUCGAAUAAGUGCAAUAGAAUCCCUGUUUGGUGCUUCUAUGACAGGAAUUGCUUAUUCCUUGUUUGCUGGACAACCUCUUACCAUUUUGGGAAGUACAGGACCUGUGUUGGUUUUUGAGAAAAUUCUUUUCAAGUUUUGCAAAGAAAACGAGCUGUCAUAUCUAUCGCUGAGAGCGUGCAUCGGACUCUGGACAGCUUUCCUCUGCCUUGUUCUGGUUGCCACUGAUGCCAGCUCUUUGGUUUGUUACAUCACACGUUUUACAGAGGAAGCAUUCGCCUCGCUGAUUUGUAUUAUUUUUAUCUAUGAAGCCAUAGAGAAGCUGAUACAUUUGGGAGAGACAUAUCCUGUUCACAUGCACAGUCAGCUGGACAAGCUAACUCUUUAUUACUGUAAAUGUGCAGCUCCAGAUGUUCCAUCCAAUAACACAUUGCAGUACUGGAAGGAUAAUAACAUCAGCCUUUCUGAAGAUGAAUGGGCCAACCUCACAGUCAGUAAUUGUAAAAUGAUGCAGGGAGAGUUUGUAGGACCUGCCUGCGGACACCAUGGGCCGUACACUCCAGAUGUCCUCUUCUGGUCCAGCAUCUUGUUUUUUACCACAUUUGCACUGUCCGGCACGUUGAAAACGUUUAAAACAAGUCGCUACUUUCCUACCAAGGUCCGAUCGAUGGUCAGUGACUUUGCAGUGUUCCUCACCAUCCUGAGCAUGGUGAUACUGGAUUAUUUGAUCGGAGUGCCCUCACCAAAGCUUCAAGUUCCUAAUGAAUUUAAGCCAACCAGAGAUGACAGAGGUUGGUUUGUAAAUCCUAUUGGACCAAACCCUUGGUGGACCGUGUUCCCUACAGUAAUCCCUGCUCUCUUAUGCACCAUUUUAAUAUUUAUGGACCAGCAGAUUACUGCUGUUAUUAUCAACAGGAAGGAGCAUAAACUUAAGAAAGGAUGUGGCUACCACUUGGAUCUGCUGAUGGUGGGGCUGAUGCUGGGAAUCUGCUCUAUCAUGGGAUUACCAUGGUUUGUUGCUGCUACUGUCCUCUCCAUUACCCAUGUAAAUAGUCUUAAAUUGGAAUCGGAAUGUUCAGCUCCAGGAGAACAGCCCAAAUUUCUUGGCAUCAGAGAACAGAGAGUGACCGGCUUGAUGAUCUUUGUGCUUAUGGGCUGCUCUGUGUUUAUGACUACUGUGUUGAAGUUCAUACCGAUGCCAGUACUCUAUGGAGUAUUCCUGUAUAUGGGGGUCUCUUCAUUAAGAGGCAUUCAGUUCUUCGACCGUCUCCUUCUGUUUGCAAUGCCGGCCAAACAUCAACCUGACUUCAUCUACCUGCGGCAUGUUCCUCUGCGCAAAGUCCAUCUUUUCACUAUAAUUCAGCUCACUUGUCUGGUUCUCCUUUGGGUUAUUAAGGCAUCUCCAGCUGCAAUUGUGUUCCCUAUGAUGGUCCUGGCUCUGGUGUUUGUCCGCAAAGUCAUGGAUUUUUUUUUCACAAGCCGGGAGCUGAGCUGGCUGGAUGACCUGAUGCCGGAGAGUAAGAAGAAGAAGCUGGAGGAUGCGAAGAACAAAGCCAAGGAAAUGGAGGAGGCAGAAAAAAUGCUCCAGGCUUCAGAUGACAAAGGAGUCCAGCUUCCCUUAGAAACUAGGAAAUUACUGGGCAGCCCUGGGAAAAACAAUAAUUCAAGAUGCGAUCCUUCUGACAUUAAUAUCUCAGAUGAAAUGCCUAAAACUACUGUGUGGAAAGCACUCAGCAUGAACAACGAAAGCUCAAAAAAGGACAGAAGCUUUUUUUAAAUAGGCGUCUUGGCAUAUGAAGGACAGCGCGAUGACUCAGGGAAAGGCCAAGACCCAAAUGUGGCAUACAGUUUUUGAAGGGAGAUCCCCGUAUUUACUUCACACGAAGGAUCCAUGUUAAAGCCAUCAGAAAUUUUUUUCUUAUAUAAAUAUAUAUAAUUUUUCUAUUUCAUUUUCAGUGUGUGCUUUAACAAGCUGGUAUCAUCCAGCGUCAUCGAUGCACAUAGAAAAGAGGGAGUCUCCACCAAGGCAAAGCAGGACUGGGACUUUACAUGGAUUCAGUGAAAGCAUGUCAAGAAAGAUUCUGAGAAUCUCAUAAGAUCCCCUUACCCCAGUGCGGGGUACAUUCAGACUGCAUAUUACCACUUCUAGUGUUUGCCAUCCAAAAGACAAGCAUUACUGUAUACUCCUAGUACAUGAGUAUAGUCUAGGCUUUUGUUACACGUGCGGUAGAAAACAGAGUAUUCUGAGAGGGGCAUUUGGUGGUGACGGGCCGGUCGUCUUGCAGAAUCCAAGUUUACAACAUCUAAACUUCUGACAGUGCCCUGAGCUUAGUUUGUGCAUUCUGCUAUUCUGUAAGAUGUAUUACAAUCAGCAGUCAUAAUAUGGAUGUCUAGAAUUUCUAUCCCUUUCUCCAUACAGAUGUAGUCUAAGGCCAGAGCACUAUGUAGAUACAGCAGUGUUGAGUUUGUCAUUUAGCAUGUUGUGCCAUGAUAUCAGAAUGUUUUACCUGUGGUUUUACAUAGGACUGCAGGUAAACUUGCUAUAUACCAGCCAACAUUUUUUUUUUUUUUUAAAUCAAACUGUCCCACAAACUGGUCUGUGAUAGGUUAUGGCUUAUAAGGAAUAAAAGAGAAAUGUCUGUGCACUUUGGAGGGCAAAAUGUUCCACAAUUUUGAAUUUGAAGCAUUACUGUGAUUAAUAUUACUUAUUAAAAUUUUGCACAGACAUAUCAAAUGUUAAAGAGGUAGUCCAUCAAAAAAACUAAUAAGUGUCAGAUAACGGGGAGUCCGACCACUGGGGCCCCCCGCGAUCUCCCGCUCGGCACCCCGCCCAUUUCUAUGGGAGCGCCGGAGAUGCCUGUGUUCAGAAAGAAUGGAUCAUGUGCCAACCUCAGCACACACUCCUGUCAGAGAGCCAGACCCGUUCAGGAGAUCGUGGGGUCCCAGCAGACUGACACUUAUCCCCUAUCCUGUGGAUGGGGGAUAAGUUGCUUUUCUCUGCAGUACCACUUUAACUUUUGAUAUGCCUGUGCGACAUGUCAAUAGUUAAUAUCAAUGACAGUAACACUUUAAAGCUGUGUUUCCCAGUCAGUUUGCUGGCUGUUGCAAAACUACAACUUCUAGCAUUCCCAUUCGCUGUCCGGGCAUGCUGGGAGUUGUAGUUUUGCUAUAGCAGGAGGCACACUGGUUGGGAAACGAUGCUUUAAAGUUUAUUAUCUUGCCAUUCUCACAUUACAUAAAGAAAAAUAAAUGACAGUUCAAGCUCUGCUACAUCUAAACCUAAAGGCUAUUUACACCUGUGCAUCCAAAAUUUUUUAUUCCUCCAAUGCACCUAAAAUGUAAAAAAAGAUGCAGUUUAAAAAAAAAAAAGAAAAAAGUCUUUAUUAAAAUCUGCCUUUUUUUUCUGUCCACAGCUACUAUGCAAAACUAUGUGGCUCCAUUGCUACAGACUACAAGCAAACCCUGGGUAGUCUGGUCCUGCAGUCCUAUUCCUUUUUACCUGCUGCCUACUUUACGCUAACCUACUGAAUGUACAAAUGUAGCUGCUGCUAAACACAUCAUGCUAGCACAGUCCACCAGCAUCCUUCAACCUUUACACAUGCCUGGUACAUCUUGGCAUUGGGCAGGUGUGAUAUCUAUACAUGUACGAAAGUGGCAAUGCAUACAGUACUGUGAGCAUCACCUCUUUCUGCAUUCACCAAACCAAUUGCUGGUGAAUGCACAGUGAGUGUUUAUGCAUACAGUACUAUGUGCAUCACCGCUCAAUACACUACUGUGUGCAUUACCGCUUAAUACAGUACUGUGUGCAUCACCGCUCAAUACAGUACUGUGAGCAUCCCCUCUUUCUGCAUUCACCAAACCAAUUGCUGGUGAAUGCACAGUGAGUGUUUAUGCAUACAGUACUAUGUGCAUCACCGCUCAAUACAGUACUGUGUGCAUCACCGCUUAAUACAGUACUGUGUGCAUCACCGCUCAAUACAGUACUGUGAGCAUCGCCUCUUUCUGCAUUCACCAAACCAAUUGCUGGUGAAUGCACAGUGAGUGUUUAUGCAUACAGUACUGUGUGCAUCACCGCUCAAUACAGUACUGUGUGCAUCACCGCUCAAUACAGUACUGUGUGCAUCACCGCUCAAUACAGUACUGUGUGCAUCACCGCUCAAUACAGUACUGUGUGCAUCACCGCUCAAUACAGUACUGUACCCACAGGAGUAGGGAGUCCUGCUAUAGACAGAAGUCCCUGCUUCUAUACAUACUUUCCAUGGCACGUACACAAUAUACCGCACCAUAAAAAAAAAGAUUAGUGCGCCGCUGAUGUGUUUGGCAGUGGCUACAUCUGUAUUCUAACAAAAAGUAGGGGGUCAAAAGGCAAGGAGUACAAUAUUGGAGUUUGUAGUCUGUAACCACUGCAGAUGGUAAAAAAAAAAAAAUUUUAGCAACGCAUUGGCACAAUACAAAAAUGGUUGCAAUAAAAAAAUCGGUCAUAGCUUUUAUAUUGCUGGUAAGCGGCUUUUAUUUUAAAAUGGUGUAGAAAAUUAUUUAUUUUGGCCUUAUUGGAAAGUAAUAGAUUUUCUGUAUAUUUCCCUUUUAAUUUAGCAUCUUUUAUGACAUGGCAAUAAGAGUGCAGAGACCAAUGUUGUUUUUUGUUGUAUAUUUUAUGUUCCUUUAUCUUUUCCAAACAUUCUAGGCAUGUGACAUGGGUUUCUUGUAAAUAAAUGUCCUAUGGCCAGCAUCAGCUGAGGGAUUCUAGAUAGAGAUGAAUAUAUAUAAUUAACAAAUAUUUCUCACAGGCUCUUGAUGUUGUCUAUGGCACAUGCUUAUGUGAAUAUCUGUGCAUCUGUAGACCUUGUAUAAAUUGGACAUCUGGCAUAUAGUGUAUCACUGUGGGUGAGUUUCAACCUAAAGUUGUAGGCAAAUGUGGCAGAUGUUUAGCACUCACACAAGAUGUUGUGAUUACAAUUUCAGUGAAAUCUAGAAAUCUUUUUUUUUUAGACAAAUCUUUAGUAACAUUUCUUCGAUUUUCACUGUAUUUUUCUGUAUUUAAUAAGAGUAUAUAUCUUUGUAGAAAUCAUUUUGAACAAAUUCAGGUGAUCAGUACAGCUAAACUGGUACUCCUGCCAUCAUAUGCCAUAACUUCACGGAGUUAAAAAAAAAAAAAAAAAAAAAGAUUAAUUAAAACACAAAUAUCAAUCAAUAAAUAAAUGGCUACUACAAGCCAACACCACUCUGACCAAAGUGUAUGCCUGAUCCCCCCCCAACAACAAGUCCUAGAAAUUAAAGCUCCACCUACUGGACAUGCAAGGUAGUAGAGUAACAGAAUGUAAAACCAAAAAAUGAGUAACAUCAGUAUUAAAUAACUAUGAUGAACUUUGUUCAUAGAUCAUUAUCCCAAAUUGUAUCUUGUAAGCUGACAGCUUUUUUUUAUGUUUGUUUUAUUUUUAUGCCAUUUGCAUAUGUCUUGGUGAAUAUGUAUGUGUAUUUUUAUUACUAAAAUUGGUUUGCGACAGUUUACUGCUGUUAUAUUUUUAUUUGAUGUUCAAAGUAAAUUAAGGUGAAAUUGCUGUACCUGCACAUGGUGAAAACGUGUCUGUGUUUGUUAACUAUUCAUUGUUUGUACAUUAACAUCUCACACCUUCCCACCUCCUGAUACCUCCCUUCUUUUGGGGACUGUUCUGUGAACUGGAAAAAAAAAACCUGUAGAAAAUGGAGAGUCGUCUUCUACUAAUGCAUUUGAAUGUGCCUAAAAGUGCAUACAAUGCUGAAGUGGAUGGAAACAUGAGAAAGUCUUCAGAUCCAUCCAUUAUAAUGAGCCAAAAGUUAUGUUGUACAGAAUUAUGGACCCACAAAUAUAAAUCCUUUGGCCUCUUUUACAUGGUGAAAUUUCCAAGCGGAAUCCAGCAGAAAAAUUCUGCUCGGAAAUUCCAUUUUCAAUCACCGUGCGUAUGGCUGAUGUUUCUGCUGCGGAAAUUCAGAUUUUGGCCUCUGCAGAAAGAAUUCACAUGCCAAUUCUUCCUGCGGAAUCUGCUCGGCAAUGCAUUGUCCUCUGUGGAGAGGGUCCAUGUUCUGCCGGUUUCCCCUGUCUGUGGAAUGUCUGCCGCAAAUUUUCUGGAUGGACAUUACACAUAUUUUACGCCAUGUGAACAUAGCCUUAGAGGAUUCUGUAACUACACUUUACUGUUUUGUGGCAUUUGAGUCUUGGAUUUGACCACCGUUCAGUAUCUGCAUCAAGUCUGUUGUUGCUACUACAAUUUAGAAUUUUCAGGCCCAAGAAUUGGGCGGAGCUCUACAAAUAUACAUAAGAAAACAAAGUAAUCCAUUUUGGGGGUGUAGUUCAAACAUAACAGGAAGUAGGGCUUAAAAUUUCACACAAUUUUGGAAUACGAGAUGCAGUCUGAGACUCUUGUUUUUAAAAGGAAUCUGUCAUAAUGAAAAUGGGAGGUAUGUUAACAUAAUUAACCGUUGUGCUGUCAGGACUAUUUUUAGACAUUUUACAUGUUCAAAUGAAACCUCCGUAUGCCACUCAGCACUUUAUUGGCGCUGUCAAGCCAUUUUGCAUUAGCGUGUAAUUUUUCACUAGAAUAAAAAUGCACAAAAAUCAUUAUUAAUGCUGAAGGUGUGAUUGAACAGCAUGUUUGAUGAACCACAACCCUUAAAGGGGUACUCCACCCCUAGACAUCUUAUCCCCUUUCCAAAGAAUAGGGGAUAAGAUGUCUGAUCGCGGGGGUCCCGCCGCUGGGAUAUAGCAUGCGGCACCCACCUGUUUCUGCUCCGGAAGCUCUGGAGGGUCUGGGUCCCGACCACCGGAACGGAGGUCUGUGACGUCAUGACUCCACCCCGAUGUGACGUCCAGCCCCGUCCGCUCAAUGCAAGUCUAUGGGAGGGGGCGUGACGGCCGUAUCUGUCCAGCCUGUCAGAAGUGUCAAAUAAUAUUUCUUUCUACUUUUCUUUUUUCUUUUUGCUUGUUUAUAAAAUUAAAGGUGUCAUUACAAAGUACAAUGAGUUCCACCAAAAACAAGCCCUCAUAUGGCCCCAUUGGUGUAAAAUUUAGAGUUUUGACUCUUAGAAGAUGAAAUGGAAAAAAAAAAAAAAGUAGAAGUAGGAUACUUAAAUGAGCAGAGAUUUACAUGAAUGAAUGAUUAGUUAUACUAGAAUUUUUACUAUGAAACUAUAUAUCAAUCUGCUCAGCUUCUUGUGAAAUCUAUUAUGCUCCCUGCAGAUUGGACUGCAUUUUCAACAUGACAGGUUCCCUGUAAAAAUAAAUUGCCAAUAUGUUGUGUGUUUCUGUGUAUUUAAAAUACUGUGCAGCAGAUUUACUACACCAAAUGUGAUAGAAUUCUGGCUUAAUUUGCCCCCCCCCCCCCCCCCCCCCCCAAAGAAAAAAAAACUGCCUUACCUGGCAUGCAGUACAUUCAUUGUUGUUGCUUGCUCAACAAACAGCAAGGCUUAACUUAAAUUUGAUGUUUCUAGGUGAAAAGGGGCUGUGACUUGAAAUGCAAUAGGGGAUUUUGACACAAAAUAUUGGCGUGAAGGAAGCAAACUAAUAGGAAGUAUAAAGUUAUAAGAACAUCAACAAGCAUGCCAUGUAUACAUACAAAUGUCUAGUUUAGAAUGGACUAAUCCAAAGAUACUGCAUAACUAGUAGCCUUUUCCUACUAUGGCAAAACAAACAAACAAACAGUGUUUUAAAAGUAAAUACGUGUCAUCAUUUUCAUGCUAUGAAAACCAAAAGUCAUUGGGGUGAUCCCUGGAGGCUUUUCCCCGCCAUACGGGCCAUGAUUGGAUUGGAUUGUUGAUAUACCCAUAAAGGGAUAGAUCUAUCAAUCAAGACUGGUGGGGCAGAUAGAAGCCACCGGGGACUAUGACAAUGACUUGUGGUUUGGGGAACAUGAAAGUUAUAACAGGUUCCCUUUUCCCCCUAGAAUAGCCUUCGAUGUGUUGGUUAUUAUCUAAAUAAGCUUAGUUUCUUUGAAAUAGGUGACUAUAUUACAUUACAGCAAAUUUGAAGCAUAGUUCUUUCCCUUCCAUUAUAUUAAUUGUAGAUGGAUUGGGCUGAUGGUUAGUGAUACGUUAAUAUAUGUGGCAUACAUUAGAUAAUACAUUACACUAUGUAGAUUAUCACUAGUGUUCCCACAGCUAUUAUUUCUUUUCAUAUGAUAUAUUUCAGAUUUUUUAUAGGUUUAAUGAGAAUGGAUCAAACUUUGGACUGGUAAUUGAUGGAUAUUGUUUAGAAAGUUUAUCAGACCAAUAAAAUAUAGGACACUGAAUGAUGAGGAACCUUGCCUUUCCAUUGAUGGCUGCUCUGUUACCCCUUGGCUUUAUCAGUUAGGUGUCAUUAUACACUGAAUUGCCUCCACAGUGGUAGAAACCACUCUACUAUGUUCCUGAGCUGAGCUCUUUAAAGUACCCGCGAGGCACUCUGCCUACCAAAGCCACUGUCGAAUACAAAACCUUCUUGCUCAACGUUAGAUAUCCAUGUCAAGGCAGGUCUUUGUCCCUCUUCCCACCAGAUUACCUCUUCACUUGAGUAGGUUGGUGGUCCCUUAAUAAGGAAGGAAUACAAAUACGGUGCUGGCACAAUGAACAUUUCUUCCUUAACAGCUAGUAGAAAUAUUAUAGAUUAUUUUGUUUUAGAGAUACUGAAAUAUAUUUAUUUUGUUUUAAAGAAUGUAGAAACAAUUCUUGUUGUGAGUGAUGUAAAAAAAAAAAAGCAAUGUGUUUUUUACUUUUCUUAUUAUUAUUAUUUUCCCAUGAGGUGUUGGUAAGACGCAGAUAUGUGCUUCUUAUCCAUUUUUCUCCAAACACUGUGUCUUCUCAUAGUUGAACAACCAGGUAACAUUAUGAGGCAUCAUAUAAUACAAUUAUGUCCGAUCAUAGAUAUUGUAGAUAGACCGUUGCGCUAUGAUCUUUAAAUUUUGUCCAACGUGAUGACUUAUGUAGAGCAGGUUGGACUUCCGUUGUUCAUGUAGAGAUUAGCAUCUGGUCUACAGGUCAGCUGAAGAGUUGGAAGUGUUCUCAAUUUUUGAAUAGCAUCUAAAAUUUAGCUAAAAUACUACCAGAGAACCUUCUACAUGAUGUCUCUAGAAAACCUAACCUUACAUUGGAUUUUUGACUUAAAAUAGAUGUUCUUCAAGUUCUUCUAGAUCUGUUCUGAACCUGGUUCCUCUUCUGUUUCCAUCAUUCUUAAGAAGUGAUUAUGGUUGUGCGUUCAAAUGUCUAAGUUUUGUCGGUCUUGGGUAUAUCUGUUGUUUUUCUUGAGUAAAAAAAAAUAAAACUGUAUGUAAUGUACCAUCUGGUUUAAGAGACAAAUCCUUAACAAAAUAUGACAGUGAUUUUCACGUGAACAAGUAUUGCAGUAGUUGUCUCCAUUUCUGCAGAACUUAAUACCAAUAAAAUAAUAUGCUAUAGACUUGUUUUCUAUGUGUGUGACAAUCAGAAAUGUCAAUUCACUCUGUGUAGGUCGAAGGCUACCAGCAAAGCACACAGGCAAUAUUUGUGUAUAUACUUGACAUGCUUUGAAGUAAUUGUAUAGUAGAGUAUAGUAGACUGUCUCCAUUUGUUCUGUGUAUUGUUCUUGGUGAAAUGAAGACACAAAAUUGUCUACAAGAGUUUAUUAUCUCAGCUAAUACAAAAGGAGCUUAUGUGGAUGGUCACUUUUGCUAAUUUCAGUAGAGUUGUGACAUUUUUUAAAGUAAUGUGUGACACUGAUUUCUAUUGUUUAAUACUUAUUUGAUGGAGGCCGUGACGACAGCCACCACCUGACCCCACUGUAUCAUGAAAAUCCAUAGAUAUUACUCACAAAGGACAUCAGCCUUGUGCCAGCUGAGCAGUAGACUGCAUAAAAUACAUUGUUCCCCUUGGUGGGUUGUUUUGUGACAUUGACCUUCACAAUGACGACUUCCUUGGGGUUAUGUGGCAGACCAAAUGAUGAUUUGUAUAUAUAAAUGUUAGGGAUUUGUCUCUUUAACACUAGUUUCAUACACUGUGUACUUUAGUUGAGGGUACAUAUUAUAAAAUUAUUGGCAAAGUUUAAUAAAGCGACAAAACUUGCAA
Molecule: messenger RNA, 11840 nt
Organism: Hyla sarda
Lineage: Eukaryota; Metazoa; Chordata; Amphibia; Anura; Hylidae
Product: electroneutral sodium bicarbonate exchanger 1
Exons: 25
Coding region: 283-3570 (1095 amino acids)
Biological process (GO): regulation of intracellular pH; monoatomic anion transport; transmembrane transport
Cellular component (GO): plasma membrane
Molecular function (GO): solute:inorganic anion antiporter activity; monoatomic anion transmembrane transporter activity; sodium:bicarbonate symporter activity
Source: RefSeq, a predicted model, not a curated record